Molecule: messenger RNA, 2616 nt
Organism: Mesorhabditis belari
Lineage: Eukaryota; Metazoa; Nematoda; Chromadorea; Rhabditida; Rhabditidae
Source: the annotation of a GenBank genome assembly
AUGCUUGCCAAAAUUUUCAUCGCUUUGUUAUUGGUGCAAUUCACUGUCGCUAGGAAGUGUUCGUUUCAGAAAGAUUCGAAGGAUGAAGUGAAAUCGGUGGACUGCAGUGAAGGGUGCGACUUUUGUAGAUACAUUCAAAUAAUAGACACAGUUUCUGGAAAAGCAAUUGACUCUCAGGGAUGCGGUUGUGGGAUCGAGCACAAGACGGUCGUCGCCGGGAUUAACGAUUGUUUGAGCGAAUCAGUGGCUCAAGGAUCGCGAAAUGUCGGCAAAACGACGCCGAUCAAAAUCCGCUAUUUCAACGAUGUUCUGGACUUUUCGAGUCCAAAUUACCCAAAUUUUUACACAAACGAGGGAACCAGAUUAGUGUUGCAUUUGGAAAUGGAGAAGGAUUCUGAGAGGGCGUACGCGUUUCAAUUCGAGCGCUUCGCUUUGGCGCCAAAUGAUUGUCUUUAUUUCUGCGCUAUCAACGAUUCGUCUCUAUGCUUGGCAAAAAUGGAUUCAUUGAAUGCCACGUUGGUGAAGAAAUGUGGGAAUGAAAUGGAUCACAGAAGACCAUCACAUUACUACGAACUAUCAGACACUUUGUACGUUUUCUUUGUCUCGCAGAACACGAGCGUUCCAUACCCCGGAUAUAAUGGAAGGGUCUUUCCGAUAGAUAAGAAAGCCCAAAUUUACAACCAUUGCGAGAAAGUGAACAGUGUCGAUUUGGAUCAUCUCUCCGAAUGGUGGAGCCUCGCCUCGGAUCAUUUUUUCAUCAACACUCCAACGAUUAAUUAUGGAACGCUGAAUGUGAGCUGCCAAAUCAAAUUCACCACUGCCGACAGUACAAAUAUUCGAGUGGCAAUCUACGCUUUUUCUUCUUCACAACCAAUGUUUUUCACGGGCAUCAAGGCAAAUGAGACGGAUCAAACGACAUUUAACUUAACCGGUUCAAAAGAUCCACUCGCAUAUUACUUCAAAAAAGAUCUCACUUUAUCGUUCGAUUUCACCGCUGAUCAGCAGUAUUACUACUAUUUAAUCGUUGAACGAUAUAAUGAGACGUAUUCAUUUGACUCUUGCAACAAUGUGGGCAGCUUUGAUAUGAGUACACGAAGCUCCGUUAGUCUCUCUGCAUUAGAUGACUCAUAUGGAUAUAUGAACAAUUCAAAUUGUGCCUGGAACUUUUACAAUGCGCCAAAGAAUACACAAUUGAUGCUACAAGUGACAACGUAUACGGAAAGAUGUUGCGAUAUUCUGUGGGUGACCGGCACCGCGUUUGAUCCUCUAAAAUUUGAUGGCUACUAUCCAUGGUCUCUCGUCUAUGCAGCACAAAACGAACUCAAACUUUCCUUUUUAACUGACAGCAUUGAAUCGUAUACGCAAAUGAGUGGAUCAGUGACAGCUGUUGAUUGCUCCUGCUCAAACCCACAAAUCACUCUGAAACCGCCAGAGUCGAAGAAUGUCACUUAUGGCUUUAAUGGGACUUUUCCCUAUUGUAGUCCGGCACAGUGCAGUUGGACUGUUAAAAACGAACGCACGACUAUCCUCCAAAUCGAUCCAAACAUUCAACUCCUGAAUGCAGAUUCGUUAAAUGUACAAAAUUCUUGGAAUGCUGUCUUAAAUGUUCGAGCAAAUCAAAGACUUUUUGAUUCAAGUGAUAAUCUCGAAAUCGUUUUUAAUUCAUUAGCCAAAUUCCCAACAAAUAGACCCGAUGAUGUGAAUGCUGGGAUGUCACUUUUUCUUACUUCAAUUCAAUUGAGGAUAACAACUGUCCAGAGAGAUUUAUGCGUUGAUGAAUUCGUGGAUGUUCAUGGGGAUAUGUUGACACAAAAUUUUCAAGCGAUCGUCUAUGAAAUAAGCACGACGAGCUGCAAAAAAUCAAUCAUUGCAAACUUUUUCGACAAUCCACAUGGCUAUUCGGUGAACGUCUACGAUGGAGAGCUAAUCACGGGAACAACGUUGAAAUGGAACAAUUUUGCUGACACUAGUCCAAUGACGAUAUCUUCAAAUUUGAUCACAAUUCGAAUCGUUAGACUAGAUGGAGCAACGAGUUUUCAUGCACUUUUCACAACAAAUCCCGACAUCAUCAUCAAAUCAAACCCAAACACUUGCUUUGGAGCUACUGUCUCGAAUAAUAUCUCAAUUGUUUCCAAUCAAUCACAAACUAUUGUCAUUUAUCAAGCCUCUGGAGCUGUUGGUGGUUAUUUUGGAAUGACUUUUAAGCCGCACGGACAAUUGAAUUAUCAAAUGUUUUAUGGAGCAUCGACGAAAGAUGAGGAUAGAAUUUUUGGUAACGCCACUCAAUGCGACACUUCGGCUGCAAAUCCACCAGAUUUCCUCUUUGGUCAAUAUGUUACGCUGAAAUUUGAAGGCACUCAGAAUGGAAUGAUUGAACAUUAUUGCACUAAUCAAAGCAACUCAUUAUGGGCAACAGCUUUCACCAGUGAAAUCGGCUUGGUGAUGUCACCGAAAUACCUAACUUCAAACGAUCCAUCAGUGAAGAGUUAUGCUUUCAUCAUUCAAUAUUCGGGUACCAGCUCUAAAUCGAUUGCCCUCGAUUUUCUCAACAAAAUCCCGUUAAACGGAAAAUUGACUGUGAUUACGGACGUUGGAAAGAGCCAAAUGGGAACGACG